GCAGGCUUAUUAAAAGUAUAAACAGACGUUCUCGCUGCUGAAAAGUUCAUGUAUUAUUCAAGAAAAUGACACUCGAGCGAUACUUACAAAUACUUUUUAUACUCCAAGUGACCGUCGCACGAGAAGAUGACAACUGCAGCAUCGUAUACGAUGACAACAAAAAUUGCUUAUUGAAGGAGUUGCUAAUGAUGAUUGAUCACAGUGCCAACCAGUUGGCGGUGGAUAAGAAGAAAAAUGCCCUGUACUUCAGUCUCGAUAGCAGCCGCGGGAAAUUUAGCCCUGCGGUCCUUGACAUAGAUACUAAGAGGCUUACACUACUUGAAGGCGUAAAAGACGCCCUUGCUGUGGCAGUGGACGAAGAAACAGGUGAUGUCUAUUUCGGAGGAAGCAAAGGAAUUUACAAGUUCACGGGGAUAGAGAAGAAAGUGCAAAGAUUACAUUUGAAGCAAGUUGUUCGGUGGUUAAUUUUAAGAGGAUACAUCUAUUACAUCCAACUAACAGAUUCUAAAGCGUACGUCUACAGAUUGUUUAACAUCAAACGCUUUCGUCAAGUCCAAAAUGUUACUAUGAAUCAAUUCGUUUUUGACGCGGAGCGCAAUGUCUUUUUUAUCAAUGGGACGGGACUUUACAGAGUUUCUAGAUACCAUGACACAGUUAGACUGGUCAGAAAAUCUUCAAAUUUCUUCGGGAUGACCACUAAUAAUGACGGACAAGUAUUUGUAAGUACUAAUGAGGGUAUUUACUAUAUUAAAGGUGGUCUGACGCUGGUUAAAUAUACUGAUAUACGAGGUGUUGUAGCGAUGACAUUUGAUAGAUACAACAAUAUGAUUUAUUCGGACUCUCGGAAAUUAGUUCGGCUCCUGCCAAUGUCUAAUAAGAAUGGUGUAAAAACUUCAAAUGUUAAUAAUAUUCUUCUAGUGAAGUUAUUGUCAUACAAUAAAAUCAAGGUUUUGCGAACUACAAUGAUAUUAAAAUAUAUGAAGAUUAUUUUGAUUCUCCAGGCUACUACAACACAAGGUGGAAAAUACUGCAAUAUAAUAUCAGCAGAUGAGAAAAAGUGCCACUUAAGGGAAUCACUUGUCAUCAUCGACCAUAGCGCUAAUCAGAUAGCAGUGGACAAGAGAUCUAACACCUUGUAUUUCAGCUUCGAUGCAGGCCAAGGCGAAUUCAACCCUGCGUUGAUCGGAAUAGAUACCAAAAAGCUAAAGCUGCUUAAAGGAGUUAAAGAUGCUUUUGCUAUAGCUACGGAUGAUAAAACUGGUGAUGUAUAUUUUGGUGGAAGCAACGGCGUUUAUAAAUAUAGCCAGUUGAACAGCAAGCUAAUGAGACUGGAUAUAAAGCAGUUAGACGUGUGGUGGUUAGUGAUACGGAAUCAUAUAUAUUACAUACAGUUUCCAGACUUGAAGGCCUAUGUGCAUAAAUGCAAGAUGAUCAGAUUACUAGAACAGCUUCACAGCAGCGUAAUGAACCAAUUUGUCUUCGAUGCUGAAAAGAAUAUUUACUUUAUAAACGGUACAGGUCUUUACAGAGUUGGCAAAGAUGACACCAAGGUGGUAUUACUAAGAAGCACACCAAAAUUUUUAGGAAUGACUACUAACAUAUAUGGUACAGUGUACGUGUGCAGCGACAGUGGAAUUUACUACAUUAGGAAAGAUCAGAAGUUGGCAAAAUUUGUGAGCAUCCAAGGUGUGUUAGCGUUGACAUUUGACAAAGAUAACCACUUGAUUUACUCUGAUUCUCGUGAGCUAGUCCGUCUCCUGCCUAUGGAGAAGAGGAUUAAAAAGAAUGAAUCUCGGAAGUCUCUUGCAGGGGAUGUGAGGAAUGUGACGGUUUGUGAAGUCUUCACGAUGCUUGUUAGUCCAAAACCAAAGGCGAUAGUUGAAGAAGAACAUCAAUGCGCUAAUUCAUUAAACACCUUGUAA
Cydia strobilella is the source of this 1922-nucleotide messenger RNA. RefSeq lists its product as uncharacterized. The coding region runs from base 66 to 1922 and encodes 618 amino acids. The record is from RefSeq and is a predicted model, not a curated record. The transcript has 2 exons. NCBI's taxonomy places the organism in Eukaryota, Metazoa, Arthropoda, Insecta, Lepidoptera, Tortricidae.